Molecule: messenger RNA, 7166 nt
Organism: Dromaius novaehollandiae (emu)
Lineage: Eukaryota; Metazoa; Chordata; Aves; Casuariiformes; Dromaiidae
Gene: CRACD
Product: capping protein inhibiting regulator of actin dynamics
Exons: 12
Coding region: 329-4459 (1376 amino acids)
Biological process (GO): maintenance of gastrointestinal epithelium; negative regulation of barbed-end actin filament capping
Source: RefSeq, a predicted model, not a curated record
CUCGCAUCGCCAUGGGGGGGCAGCCGCGGGGGGAGCCGGGGAGGCUGCUUGAGGCGCGCUGGGCGGCUGCUGCAUCCACUGCAAGAAGAAGCCACCCUUUCCUCGGUCGCUGCUUACCAAACGAGCGAGGGAAAACAGAAAGUCUGGGAGAAGAAUGUUAGUCACUGGUCCCUAGCAGUGUAUCCUGCUUUCUGAUACCUUAUGCUAAGGAAAAUUCUCCAUUUCAGAGAGAGAGGAAUACAGUGUGAAAGUAAAGAGCAUCACACUCCAUCUUGAAAAAGAGAAGAUCAAGUCUGGAGUUUCUCUGACUUCGUCUGAAAUUGUAGGGAUGAUCAAUUUGUUUAAGAAACCUUACAAGAAAAAAGCAGGCAAAUUCCAGCCUUUCAAGAAGCUUUUUGGAAAAAGGAAGAAAAGAGAGCCAGCGUCGGACUGCGAUGAAGCCAAACUGAAGCCAAGCCACUCCUUUGGGAAUGUCUGCAACGGCACCUUCUCGUCAGAUGAAGAAGCAAGCAGUGGUGUGAGGUCCUCCCAUUAUUCUAUGGGCACUCGAGCUUUUUCCCAUGACAGUAUUUUUAUACCUGAUGGGAGAACAGAGAGUGAACAGGCAAUCCAAGCAAUGUCACAGGAGAACAUUCUAGGAAAGGUCAAAACUCUUCAGCAACAGUUGGCCAAGAAUAUUAAAUUUGGGCAGCCUCCACAAAUGACAGUUUCUGUGAGGACAAUGGGGGAGUCAAAUGCUAGUGUAGAAGAGGAUGUAUUGCUCAGUAGCCCCAUGGAGAUUGAGACUCAGCAGGACACAGUGCGCUCAGACAGUGGUAAUAAAUCAAUUGACACUACAGAUUUGUUGAGGACUAUGAAUUUGCCUGGAACAGGACAUGAAGGGGAAGAAAAGGUUGCUCCAGUCAAAUCAUCUCGGCCAAAAAGACAAUUUUCCUGUUCUGGCACAAUUGAAACAAUCAAUUUGGAUGCAGUUCCCCAGGCUGUUGCCCGUCUAGACAACAGCGCAGCUAAACACAAGCUGUCAGUAAAGCCAAAAAAGCAGAGGAUGUCAAGAAAGCACAAGAGAUUGACAAAGGGAUCACAAAGUUUAACAGUAACAGAAUUUGAGCCAGAGGAUCUAGAAACUCAGCUAUGUGCAGAUAGAUACCCAGGUUACAUCACAGCAGAUAAGCUAAUCCAGAACAAAGAUGAACAGAAGGAGCUUCAGCUGGCAGAAAAGAAAAGAAGUGAAGAUCACUGGGGGAUCGUUGAGGCUGAAAGGAUAAGGCAGAUUGUAGAAAUGGAAGAACAAAGAGAAAUGGAAGAACAAAGGUGUCAAGAACUUGAGCAGAUGCAAAAAGAACAGGAAAGAAGGCACUGUGAAGAAGAGAGCAAGCAGCAUCUCCUUGAAGGAGAAACAUCUUUGAAAAUAGAAGAGCAAACAUGCCAGGAAGAGGAGAGAAGACUGCUGGAGGCAGAAAAAAGGCGAGAGCUGGAGGAACAGAGGCACCAGGAACUGGAGCAGCAGAGGCACAAAGAGCUGGAGGAGCAACAGAGGCGAGAGCUGGAGGAGCAGAAGCACCAGGAACAGGAGCAGCAGAGGCAAAAGGAGAUGGAGGAGCAACAGAGGCAAGAGCUGGAGGAGCAGAAGAGGCUAGAGCUGGAAGAAUUAAGGCAACAUGAGAUUGAAAAACAGUGGCAAGAAGAGGAAGAACGAAAUCGUCUGGAGCAACAGAAAGAACUGGAGGAACAAAACAGGCAAGAAAAACAGAGAGAAGAGCUAGAGAAAGAGCUUCAAGAACCUGAAGUGAAACUGAAGGAUGAGAAAGAAGCUGAGACCCUCAAACAACAGAAGAAAAAGGAGGAACAAAGGCAGCAUUUGAACGAGGAGGAAGGAGAAAAGACAGAGGAGGAGCAACCCCAGCAAGUACUGGAGAAGCAACAGAAACGGGAAGAGCAGAGAAAACAUAAGCUCACAAAACAAAUGCAUUUAGAAAGUGAAGACAGUGCACAACAAGAUGGACUGGAAAAGCAAGAGGAACAAAAUGAACAAGAGUGGAACAAGCUGGAAGAGCAGAAGAUAGACAAAGAAGGACGAGAUCUUCAGGAAAAGCAGCAAGAACAACAGAAAUCCUUAGAACAGCAACAGGACAAGGAUCAGUUGUCUUCUAGAGGGACUGAUAGGCAGCCAGUAGAGGAGAAGCUCCAAGAAGACUCAAGACCCCAAAAAAUCAAACAGCCAGAGAAAGAGAAUAAAACAGCAGAAGAAAUGCUAGCCCAGAAACUGAAGAGAGAAGUCGAGGCUCAGGAACAAAAGCGAAUAGGGGAAGAACUAAGGUGGCAGGAGGUAGAUGAAAGGCAGACUGCAUCCAGACCCUUUACAUUUCAAGUGUCUUCCGGAGAGAAACAGAUCAUAUUUCAGAAAGUAAACCUGAGCCCAGUCAUGCCUGUCAAAGGAGCAGGACUCUCUUCUUCCUCUGUCAAAGACUACAGGAUGCACGCUUCCAGCAAGGGCUCUCAUACCCUCCCGUCAUCUGUGUGUGUUCCCCAUACAGCCAUUUUGGUUACUGGAGCACAGCUCUGUGGCACAGCAGUUAACUUGAACCAGAUAAAGGACACGGCGUGUAAGUCGUUACUUGGCUUGACGGAAGAAAAAAAAUUGGAAAUGCCUUCACCAGAGAAGACCCAGAAAAGAACGCCAGACCCCAGACCUAGCAGCAGUAAAAUGAGAUACGCGCAAGAGACGUUGAACAACCAAGCCAUAUUAGCUGAGUGGGCCUCUAUCCGCUCCAGAAUCCUAAAGAAUGCAGAGAACAGCAAAUACAGCGAGAAAGACCGAGUAAGUGUCUGCAGACACAGUGAUGACUGGACUCCCCGAGGACGAGGUGCUUCUCAUGGUAACUUGAGGAAAACCCUAUCUGCAAAUGCAAAGUUCUCAAUAACACCAGCAUGGCAGAAAUUUUCAGAAACUUCAAGAAACAAUUCAGACGCUGAGAAUGUAAGUGUGGCAAAAGGCAAUGAAACAGUGACUGUGGGGAGAAACAUGGGCUCAUCCACUGAUUUGAAUGAGGAAGUGGCUUCUACUCUUAAGGAUAACUUAGCUGAAAUGGCUAAGGAGAAAAUGGAAACCCAUAGUGAAAUGACAGACAACACAGAAGGCUGUAAAUUUGCAAAAGAUCUUCCAUCUUUUCUUGUUCCAAGUUUUCCUCAUUCUCCAGGCAAAGAAUUACCCCAGUCAGAGUUUCCAGGUGCUCUGGAAAAUCAGCAGAAUAACAGCACAAGAAAAACAGAUAAAUCAGCACCGAAUGGAGAAGAAAAUGUUUCUCCUUUUGGAAUAAAGUUACGGAGGACAAACUACUCUUUACGUUUCCAUUAUGAUCAACAGGUAGAGCAAAGGAAAAAGAAAAGAUACAGUGCCGGAGAUAGUUUUGACGGUGUGCCUGACCCACUAGUUACAACAGAAAGUGAAAAAGAAUCCACUGUGUUUGCUCCACAAGAGAGUACAUCCCCUGGCAUGAGGAGAGCAAAUGUUCCUGGUAAUCUAAAAGACUUGAAAGACUCUUCAACUCCUGCAUUGGAGAUUUCACAACCAGCGGGCAGUCCACUGAUCCCACCAGCCACCAGCCAGAGUGCUUUCCCAACUCAUGAGAAACCUGCCUGCAAGUCCCUGGUCACACAGAAACCCGCUUUAGCUCCAAAGCCCACCAGCCAGACGCCACCAUCGUCUCCUCUCUCCAAAAUGAACAGAUCAAACCUAGCUGAUACUCUAGGCCAAAAGCUGGUUAAAGCCGAAUCAGACGGCAGCUGGAAAAGAGAAGACAAAGCAAAUGCAGUGCUCCCUGCAGCACUGAAUGAAUACAAAAAUGAAGAGGAAGAAACCAGAGAAAAGAAAUCAUUUUUCCCAUCCAUAAGUAUCCCAUGGAGAGAAAAAAAUGACAAAAAGCCUGAGCCACUGAAAAAAGAAAAACCAGUCCUCCAGAGCAGACACUCUUUAGAUGGCUCUAAAUUGAUGGAAAAAGUUGAAACUUCACAACCACUUUGGAUUACAUUAGCACUUCAAAAACAAAAGGGAUUUCGUGAGCAGCAAGCUACUAGGGAAGAAAGGAGACAAGCCAGAGAGGCAAAGCAAGCAGAGAAGCUGGCUAAAGAAAGUGCUGCUCUAAGUAAUCAGUCAGAUAAUAAAAGCAGCAGCAGCAAAGCAAGCACACUGCAGAAAUCCACACCUCAGGAAGGGGAGAAGAAAAUUGAGACUGCUGUGUCAAGGCUAGAAAGAAGGGAGCAGCUGAAGAAGUCUAAUACUCUUCCGACUUCGGUGACAGUGGAAAUUUCAGAUUCUGUUCCCUCAGCCCCGCUGGCAAAAGAGGUGGCCAAGAGAUUCUCUACGCCUGACGCUAACCCGGUGUCAACAGAACCAGCCUGGCUUGCGUUAGCCAAGAGGAAAGCAAAAGCCUGGAGUGACUGUCCACAAAUCAUCAAGUAAACUACAAAAUUACUUUUCUAUUGCUGAUUAUUAAUGGCUUUCUUUUUAUUUAUUCAGCUUUCUACACAUGACAAAACUGAACUGCAUGUAGUGAAGGACUGAAAACUGAAGUGAUUACCAUUUUGCUCUAGCUCACUGUAAAGUCUACUCAAAUCAUAUAUCCCAUUGCUUUGACAAGUAGCUAAAUGAGGUCAAGGCAAAAAUUUCAGAGCCAAACUCUCAAAAAUUUAAGAACGCUGAGAUAUUGGAUGUAAAUUUUAGCCAUUCUAAUAAAUGGGCCAGAACUUCAGUUCAGAAGCUCCUUAAAUUCUGUGAGUAUUUGGUUCUGGAAUUUCCAACCUCUGCACUUACAGUGGAGAUCUCGGAAAAGUUUUUCAAAACUCUGUUGUUGAAAAUUAAUGCAAGAUGCAUGCUCCCUUCUCUUAUUCCUAAUUUUUUUCUUAAUUGUUAAACUGUAUCAACUGUUAGUUCUACUUGCUAUUUGAAAGCUUCUUCCCUAAUGAAGAACUUCAGGAGACCGCUUUCCACCUGCAAAUGCUAAGUAAGAAGAAGGUGGCAUCCAAAUGCUGAGGUAAUUUCUUUCAUCUUAGGUUUAAUACACUAGGGCUAUAUUCCCUCACUGCUAGGAAGAAAACAAUUCUCCCUACCUAACAAAAAUUAUUAUUUAAAAAACCAAAAAGUUUCCAGAAAGAAGCCAGGAACAGAAUGUUUUUUCUAGUCCUUUAAGUGCAUGAGUGUGCUUGGCCCUAUUAAGGUGCAUAAAGGUAGUGAUUGCAGAUUAAAACGUUAAAUCAAUUGACCAGAACUAAAAUAAUUAAAACUAUUCCUGUGCUCAUGUACUUGUAGAAUUAGUCCAUUCCCACAGGAGUAAGACUGCAGGACUGAGGUUAACUGAGAACUGAAAGCUGAGUCAUUAGGAGUCUCAAGAGUUUUAACUCUACAUUCCUUCCAAUUUACUCCGUGUGCAGCUCCAGGUGGCUGCAACAGCUUUCUGAACUUUGACCAAUACAGCCUGAACACUUCAGAAAGAAGUUUAUUUACCCCCCCCCCCCCAACUCAGGUAUCUGCUGUGGCAGCUGAACACUUUAUUACUUCUUAUAACUAAAAUAGAAAUGUUCACACCCUCCCACUUACUAAAAAGCAUAAAGUCUAUCACGUAAUAAAAAUUUUACUAUCCUUAACAUCCCACGGAGAUAGCUGUUUACAUUUUAAAAAGCCUCCCUAGCAAAUAAAUCCUUAACACACCCAAGUUUGAAUUUUACAUGGAAGUCUUUAACGAAUUUGAAUGUGCCUCUUGUGACCAUAUGGUUCAAAGGAACAUUUCAGCCUACAACACUAUAAAGGGAGAUAAUUUAAGGAGAAGAAAUUGUAUCAUUAUGAACUGUUACCACAUAGGUUUCAUGGAAUUAUUUUAGCCAAAUACUGCUGUAUGCAGCAUGAGGAGGAGCCCUUUACAUUAUGCAGAAAACAGAAUGAAAUCUGCAGUAUCCUCCCAUUCCAAGAAUCCCAAAAGGGCUUGUCAGCAAAAGCUGAUAGAGAAUAGCUAUUUCCCAGUGCACAGAAAACAAAGUAUCACAGUUACAACAGCACAAACACAGUGGACACAUUAAGAGUAGAUAUGCAGCAGCAAGUUCGUUUAUUCUUGGUUCUCUUAAGAAGUGAUCAGCUUUGAGCGCAGUUUCAUAUUUUAAAUCAGAUUCUCUAAAAUACCUACUUUCCCCCUUAAUGUAAGUAUGUAUUUUAAAAGUUUAAUACAAAUAGGGGCACUGCUGCUUUCAGACACUUCAAAAACAGUGCUUAACAUCUUCAAAGUAGAAUGUCUGCAAACGUACCUGAAGGAAGAGUUGGGCCCAUCAUUAUUUUUGUUCUGCUAGCACCAAGAAUUAGCGCUUUUUAAGUUAAAUUUAUACUUUAUCUGAGUUUAUAAGCCUGCACUAUAUAUUUGUAAUUACAAGAACUAAGCUGCCUGAAAUCCAUCUCUAAGAUUAUUUUUCUGGGAGAAGGAGCCAGGCAGAAAUAUGGAGAACAUAAAGUAAGUCAGGAUUGAAAAAUUAAAGACACUGGUUUUCUGAAAAGCAUAGCAUAAUUAGGUGCUAUCAUGCAUGACAUUAUGAAGCAAUUUUCUAAUACAAUACACUUAUAUCACAUAGAAUAGAGCUUUCAUUAAGAAUGGUCUUAAUCUAAAGCUUCAAAGCAGAGUUUUUUCAAGCAUAAUGGUAUCUAGUGUAAUAAUGGAAACUGUAUUAUGUACAGUACUUGGUGGAAGCAUUUCUAAAGUGUACAUGUUCAACAGUGACAUUUCAUGUUAAAUUACCGCAAAUUUGCACUAAAUACCAAUGGAGUGUUACUUUGCUUUAGCUUUGUUGCAACCAUUUCUGAUAAAGUGUUGGAAAUCUGUAAAGAACCAUUACUACUGACUUUAAAACAGCAAAAAUGUUUUAAGAACUGAACAAACCACUAUGUAGUAUAUUGUCUGAACUUUUUGUAACUUAUACACACAAAAUACCAUUUCUUCUGACAAGGUUAUAUAUGAUUAACCUCUAUGUUCCUAUAGUAAUGUAUAAAAACUAUAAGAUGUAAAAUUGUGAGGUAUUUGUUGUGUACUUUUUUAAUUUUUAAAAUGUUUUAAAGUGCAAUUGUUUAUUAUACUAAUGUCAUUUUAAUUCUUAUUAAACUAUAACCCAGUCAAAAAUUAUCUAAUUAAUGA